Messenger RNA from Lotus japonicus, 4801 nucleotides. Its product is annotated as protein FAR1-RELATED SEQUENCE 5-like. Bases 1924 to 4215 code for a protein of 763 amino acids. Gene Ontology annotation, molecular function: zinc ion binding; nucleic acid binding. Lineage: Eukaryota; Viridiplantae; Streptophyta; Magnoliopsida; Fabales; Fabaceae. The transcript is spliced from 6 exons. The record is from RefSeq and is a predicted model, not a curated record.
AACUAUGUAAACAGACGACAUUGAAUUUUGGACGAAAAGAUGGUGUGAUGAAAAAUUGAAAAUCAAAAAAAUUUCAUAUUUUCAUUAGCUCUAGGUCCAGCUCGUUUUAGAAAAAAGAUCAUAAUCACACAAUCGUAUUACUUCAGGGACCAAACUGCAAUCAAGCCUAAAGUUAUUCAUAAAUAUUUGAGUUUUAUAUUUAAGCAGCGAGCGCCAGAAUUGACUGGUAAUCUGGUAUCUAGUAUCAUCUACCCAUACGUUGAGGUUUCGUACUAUAAUGGUCGUAUCUAGUUUACCUCGCCCGGAUUACAUGUGAUCAUUGAAAAGAAAAGUUGUACUUUCGUUGCCAACAAUUCCUCUCAUCCCAGGAAUCCGUGCUUGCAGAAGCUGCACCAUAUGGAAACCAAGACACUGAGUAUGCCCUUGCAUUAUGGACCUGCAAACUGGUCUCUGUGGGUCUCAAUUCUCAGAGUGUUGCUGCUUGGAAGUUUGCAUCGAGCUUGGCCGACUCUUACCAGGACAAAUCAGCAUCGGACUACACAGUUGAUUCAAAUUAUUAUGAUUUAGUGGCGAUCGUAUGCUCUGACGAUUUGCGUCGGCAUUGAUCAGCUUAACCAACACAAAGGUUAGUAUCAGCUAAAUAAGUCGACUCAAAGAGUUAGCUUUGACCCUUUUAGCGUAUGUCGCGUCCCUGACGCUAAGUCCACGAUAAAUCGUCUAUAAUAUUAAUUUUUUGCCCGUUAGCGUUGAUUUCUGACCGACGCUAUUAAGUGUUUUUAUUGUAGUCAUAAUGAAAGUUAGAGUUACUAAAUAAGCUAAUAUUUAAAUAAUGUGAUAGUUGUUAUUUAAUAUAUAUCUCUAUUAUCUAUAUAUGAUUGAUUCACUCAAUAUACUCUUUCUAUAUAUAUGUAUGAGAAUGGUAAACAUAUCUCAGAGUGCUUUGCAGAAAAAACCACAUAGGAGAUCAGGAGUAAGACCUUAUAAAUCCAAGUCAACCAAUCAAGUUCUGUAUUCUUUACAGAUGUAAAUCAUCUGUCUCGGCUCUCUGUCCUCAACCCUGUCUCACCAGUCAAAAAAUGAGAGCUCAAUUAAAAUUUCAUCACUCUCAUUCAUCAAACUCUGUUAUCACAAACCCACUGUUACGCUUGUAAAAAAAUAAAAAGGCAAAUUCUGUGAUGCCUCCCUAUUUUUAAGGGUGUGGUGCCUCCAACCCUUUUAGCAAAUAAUAUGAUGCCAUGUGUAUUAGUAUUUUCAAAUUUUCUUUUUCUGUUCAAAUUUGAAUUGUUUUUUAGAAAAUCAAAAAUGUUUUAUAUUUUAUUUUCAGAGGGGCCUUUUAGCAAUUGUUUGAAAGUUGUAUAUUAUCUUUUAACCAUCAUUGAGAAUUUUUACCAAGCUUAUUCGUAUUCUGAGUUCAACCCAUUUUCUUCUUCUUCUUCCUUGAACCCUAAUAGUAUCAGCUUCUUCACCUUCCAGCUUCUUCACCUUCCAGCUUCUUCAUCGUUCGUUUUUCGCAGACGAGGACCAUUGUCGUCAUCAGCUUCUUCAUUGUCGUUCGAGCUUCUUCACGUUCCAGCUUCUUCAUCAAAUAGCACGGUCCGUUUCUGAAUCUGGGUUUAGUGUGUUUUGGUUCUAAAAUCGCAUUUUCCUAAUCUAUUAUUCGUUGUUGUUGUUUGAUUUCAAAUUAAGGGGUUCUUAUAUUUGUGGGUUUUGAAUCUGGGUUUAUGGUUUAAAUCGCAUUUUGGGUAUUGUGCUUUUGGGUUUAGGCUUUUGAAUCGGUGGGUUUAGGGUUUAAAAAAUCUGAAUGAAAUUUUUUUCGUUUAAGGUUUACCAAAUUGAUUUCGUUGUUUUCGAAAAUCAGGUUUUGUUUACUUAAAAUCUUUGUGUUGUACUUAUUUAUUGGUUUCGUUGCAUAGGUUUGCUGCCAUGGCAGAUGUGAAUGAAUGUUUCUCUAUUGACUUGUCUAAUGAUGGAGGUAUGAGUGAGGAUGAUGAUUCUGUGGCAGUGGCUGAUGAUGGCAAUGGCAAUAAUGAGAAUUCUAAUCCAGAUCGUUGCAAAUUAAUCCCUGACUUGACAGCUGAUGAGAUAAGGGAGCUGGUGUUUUGUUCUGAGAAGGAUGCUGUUGAAUUUUACCAACACUAUGCCCAUUUCAAAGGUUUUGGUGCAAGGAAAGAUGAUGUCCGUCGUGAUCGAAAGGGUAAUAUUAUUAGUCGUCAACUGGUGUGUAAUAGGGAAGGUGAGAGACAUGAGAAGCAUUUGAAUAAGGUUAGCCGAGUCAAAGAAGCAAAGCCUAUUACCAGCGUGGCUUGCCCAGCAAAGUUCUGUGUCCGUUUUCAUGCAGACUCAAGCAAGUGGAAGGUUGUGCUAUUUGAACCAGAACACAAUCAUGGGUUGACACCUGCAUCCCACGUUCAUUUGAUGCCCUCAUUCAGGGGAUUGACUGAUGGUGACAAGGCUCAAGUAGACAGUCUAAAGCUGUAUGGGGUGAGAAGUUGCAACAUAAUGGGGCUUUUGAUGGGUCAGAAAGGUGGGCAUGAAUCGGUGGGUUUUCUGAAAAAGGACUUAUAUAAUCAUGUUGAUAAGAAGAAAAGGAAAAGUUUAGGUGCUGGAGAUGCAGCCAGUGCAUUGAGUUAUUUGCAGCGCAAGGGGGAGAAGGAUCCCAUGUUUUUUUUCAAAUUCACAAGAUCAGGUGAAGAAAAUCUUGAAAACUUGUUUUGGUGCGAUGGAACAAGUCGCCUUGAUUACCAAGCGUUUGGAGAUGUCAUUGUUUUUGACAGCACCUACAAGAAGAACAAGUACAACAAACCGGUUGUUAUCUUUUCUGGCUACAAUCAUCACAAGGAGACUACAAUUUUUGCAUGUGCCUUGGUUUGUGAUGAGACCAUUGAGACUUACAAAUGGGUCCUGAAAGCCUUGGAUGAAGCUAUGUUUGGAAAGCAACCCAAAGCUGUUGUGACUGAUGGAGACAAAUCUAUGCGUGAAGCAGUGAAGGUUGUGUUUCCUAAUGCUACUCAUAGGCUUUGUGGAUGGCAUAUUCAGCAAAACUGUCUUGAGAAAAUUAAGAUUCCAGAUUUCUUGAAUGAAUUUAAGACUUUUAUUUAUGGGAAUUUCACUCCAGAACGUUUUGAAACUAAAUGGCUGCAAGUGAUUGAAAAGUAUGGUAUUGGUGAGGAAAAAUGGAUUAAACAGACGUAUGAAACUAGGCAGAUGUGGGCAACUGCGUUUAUGCGAGAGAAAUUUUUUGCCGGUAUCAGGACUACCUCUCUAUGUGAAGGCAUUAACUCAUUUAUUAAGAGGUAUGUGCAGUGCAAAAAUAGCAUCCUUGAUUUCAUUUAUAACUUUGAGAGAGCUGUGGAGGAGUAUAGGCAUAAUGAGUUAGCCUCUGAUUUCAAGUCAAGUUAUGGUGAGCCUGUCUUGAUUACUGCUUUGAGUCACAUUGAACAAGGGGCAGCAAAGUUGUUGACAUUGAAUAUGUUUAGGGAAGUGAGACAUAUGAUUCAACGAGCACUUAACCUUAAUCUUGUUGAACGAUCAGAGAUUGGUACCACAGUGAUGAUAAAGUUUAGCAUUUGUCGUCAUCCAAACACUCAGUUCUUGGUCAUUUAUGACAAGAAUCAGAACAUGUUUAAUUGUGAUUGUGGGUUUUCUGAAUAUGUUGGCAUACCUUGUUCUCACAUUAUAUGUGCAAUGAGAACUGAGAACAUGAAUGAAUUCCCUGCUAGUCUUGUUUCUAAAAGGUGCCUGAAGACUGCAAAGGCUGAUUCAUUACAAUCUAUCCCUGCUAUGGAGGUUGAUACUGAUAGAAUGGAAAUGCUGCGUAGAGGUGCAAUUUCUGCUGCAUGCAACUUUCUGAGUGAAUAUGGUGCUGAUGACUCUUCUGAUUUCUCAAAUGUUAUCGAGGACAUAUACAAGCUUGUCAUGAAAUUUCAGAAACGUCGCCAUCCCAAUUCUGCUGCAACCAAUUUAUUUGUCAUUGGUGACCCAGCUGUUGUCAAAACAAAGGGCGCUCCACGGAAGAAGAAGUAUAAGAAGACGAAAAGGCUAUGCUCUAAUUGCAGAAAGGGUGGCCACACAAUCAGGACAUGUCCUACAUUAUUUGAGGGUAAUGAAGUUGGAGAAAGUUUUGCAGAUGCUGAAGAAGAUGAAGAUUCAUCUGUUGAAAUUGAUGGUGAUAACACUGCUGAUACUGAGGAGAUAAUGGAGGGCCCAGUUCAAUGAGUACAGUCAAAGCCAAAAGAAAGGUGGGAGAUAGAAGAACCCAAAAGGAUGUUAAACGCAACACUGGAAGUUCCCAAGCUAUGGUGUCACCAACUAUUGAGCAACCUCAAGCUGAUAUUGAAGCCCCUCCAAUGAGUUUCCCAAGUGGGUUCAAUUUGUUUCCCCAAUUCCCUGCGAGCCAGAUUUUACAAUCUUUCCAUCCUUUUGCUUCAUACCAGCAAUCGCCUUAUGGCACUCAGUAGAAGACUGAAUAUUGGAUGUGGCUCUGAAUUUUGCUUGGAAUUGCUAUUGCAUUGUGUUGCUUAAACCAUUAAUGGACCUGUUUUUUUUCAUGUAAUUUUUGCUGGGAACUAAUAUGGCUAUGUUAUUGAAGUCCUCGCUGAUUUUGAAGUAUUUUUUGUUUAUGAAGUCUUGAAGUUAUUAUGAUUGAAUGUUGGACCAAUGAAUUUUAUUGCUGAAUUAUUAAUUCAUAGUUUUUGAGUUCUUUCAUCCAAAUGCUUAGUUUAGAAUAUUUCAGGUACCAUCUUUGUGCCAUAUUUAUGCAAUCCAGUACUUGUAUAAAAAGAGACCAAUGUUAUAAUCUGUA